Molecule: messenger RNA, 855 nt
Organism: Jaculus jaculus (lesser Egyptian jerboa)
Lineage: Eukaryota; Metazoa; Chordata; Mammalia; Rodentia; Dipodidae
Product: dehydrogenase/reductase SDR family member 2, mitochondrial-like
Exons: 7
Coding region: 1-855 (284 amino acids)
Molecular function (GO): carbonyl reductase (NADPH) activity
Source: RefSeq, a predicted model, not a curated record
AUGUUUAGGCCUCUGACCCAGUGUUGGAUGAGAAUCCCAACCCUUGCAGCUCUACGUCCCAUGGGAAGCACCAGCGGUACAGCCAACCAUAGACUCACACUGGCCAACAAAGUGGCAGUGGUCACAGGAUCCACAAAUGGGAUUGGCUUCGCUAUUGCCCGGCGUCUGGCCCAGGAUGGGGCCCAUGUGGUCAUCAGCAGCCGGAAGCAGCAGAAUGUCGACUCAGCCGUGGCCACACUGCAGGGAGAUGGGCUGUGUGUGUCAGGCACUGUGUGUCACGUAGGAAAGGCAGAGGACCGGGAGAGGCUGGUGGCCACGGCCUUGGAACACUGCGGAGGUGUGGACUUCCUGGUGUGUGUUGCAGGGGUCAAUCCCUUGGUAGGAAGUACCAUCAAGAGCAGUGAACAGAUCUGGGACAAGAUCCUGAGUGUGAAUGUGAAGGCCCCAGCCCUGUUGCUGAACCAGCUUCUGCCUCACAUGGAGAAGAGGGGACAAGGUUCAGUGGUCCUGGUGUCUUCACUUGCAGCCUACGUACCAUUGCCUAAGCUAGGAGCCUACAAUGUCAGUAAAACAGCUGUUCUCGGCCUCACCAAGACUCUGGCAGUGGAGCUGGCACCAAAGAACAUUCGUGUUAAUUGCCUAGUACCAGGAAUCAUUAACACAGACUUCAGCAAAGUGGUGAGGACCAAGGGCAGUUGGUGGGGAAGACGUUACCAGUCUCAGCCCUACUUCUCUCCAUGCAGGGUGGGGCAGCCUGAGGACUGUGCAGGACUGGUGUCUUUCUUAUGCUCGCCAGACGCAAGCUACAUCACUGGUGAAAACAUCGUGGUGGCUGGCUUGUCCCCACCUCUCUGA